AUGCCGCUAGAAAUUGACUCAAUGGACUUGGCUGCUGUUCCAGAGGUAACCAUAUUCCAAGACUUCCAGCAAUUGACCGACAGAUUCAGUGCCGAUAAAUGGGCUGAUCACAUUGAACCACCCAUUCUGAACUCUAGAGACCUCACCAUAGGACUUGAGGCGAGGGACUACAUAUACAAUACUUCGGUCUCUUACCCGCUGAGCAUUGGCCUCGAAGACGAGCUCCUUCUCACCCUAAGGAAUGAGAGGGGCAAGACAUGGAGGGACAUCAGUGUUUCCUUUGAGGAUGUUUUCGGAAAGCGAUACCAUGCUCCCGCUCCGCAGAUGAGGUAUAUUCGGCUCCAAAAGCGCAUGGAUCUGAAUACCGACAAAGAUAUGGCUGCAUUAUUUCAAGCCCAUGCUUAUUGGCUGAACGUGAAAUGGCAAAUCAUUAGUGAAAAGAGCUUGGCCAUGGAGAACAAUGGACUCCUAGCUACUGUUCGUCAAGAAGCUUUCGGCCUUUCCCCUGCUGAUGAUAAGAUCACCCGUCUUACCAAUAAUUUCUCGGAAAUCGACCUGCCGUACGAAGGAUUGGCGAUGUGUUUAUCAAUGGGAAUGGCGAAUAGGUCAAUUUCCACACAUGAUUUAGUCCUUGCGAAGUAA
Molecule: messenger RNA, 642 nt
Organism: Penicillium crustosum
Lineage: Eukaryota; Fungi; Ascomycota; Eurotiomycetes; Eurotiales; Aspergillaceae
Exons: 4
Coding region: 1-642 (213 amino acids)
Source: RefSeq, a predicted model, not a curated record